Molecule: messenger RNA, 1877 nt
Organism: Nematolebias whitei (Rio pearlfish)
Lineage: Eukaryota; Metazoa; Chordata; Actinopteri; Cyprinodontiformes; Rivulidae
Gene: amigo3
Product: adhesion molecule with Ig-like domain 3
Exons: 1
Coding region: 200-1732 (510 amino acids)
Biological process (GO): brain development
Molecular function (GO): protein binding
Source: RefSeq, a predicted model, not a curated record
GAAAUGCUGACAGACUCAGAGUGAAGGAGUGUUUCUGGUUUAAAACAAAAACUGAGGCUCCGUGUGUCCCUGAUAUCUCCAUGUGUUUUUUUAUAAGGAUGAGAUGAGGUCCAGAACCUGGACAAUGUGACAGAAUAAGUUCUGGUUCUGCUGAAGUAAGACAAGUUCUGGCAGAUUAAAGGAUCCUGCAGCUGGCAUCAUGCUGGUUGGUCUCGCUGGUUUCCUGGAAAUGACGGACUCAGCUGCAGCUCCAAGGCUGUCAUCGUGGUCUGUUGUUCUGAUGUUCUGUAUGCUGUUGGGUCCGGUCUGGGCCAGUGCCUGCCCGUCUCAGUGCCUCUGUACUUCAGAUCUCCUUAGUUGCACGGCUCUGGAUUUGGAUCAGGUCCCUGUGGUGUUGCCUGUCUUCACGGUCACACUGGACCUGAACCACAAUCGUAUCAUGCAGCUAGAGGAGGAAAGCUUUGAGGGCCUUCCUCGUCUGGAGAUGUUACGUUUGGCACAUAACCAGUUGACCAAGAUUCAGCCCGGAGCCUUCCGAAACUCCUCGGGUCCUCUGCUCCGACAUCUGGACUUGUCCUCUAAUCAGCUGAUGGUUCUGGAGCAGCAUUACUUCCAGGACUUACCCGGACUGCAGGAACUGUUGCUGUUCAACAAUCGCAUCGUCCGUGUGGAAACCGGAGCUCUGGAUGCCCUACGGAAUCUCCACAAGGUCUACCUCAGUCACAACCUGCUCACCAACUUCCCCUUCUUCAGCAUCCAGAAGCACAGCCACCCCAACUUGUCCAUGUUGGACUUAUCCUCCAAUCGGCUGCCCAAACUGCCCCUGAAGGACAUCUCCAACCUGCCCCAGCUGGUCAAAGAGGGACUCUACCUCCACAACAACUCCCUGGUGUGCGACUGCUCCAUGUACUCCUUGUUCAGGUUCUGGGAGAAGCAGGACUUCGCCUCCGUCAGGUUCUUCAGGCAGGAGCACGUCUGUCUGGUGUACGGGAUCCAGCGAGGGGUUCAGUUCUUCCUCUACAGUCGUUUCUUUGAUAAAUGUAACUUGAUGGGGAUGAAGGAGCAGAAGGGGAACGUGUCAGUGACGGCAGGGGAGCCGCUGCUACUGCACUGCAUAACCUCUCUGUCCAGGACCAGCACCACCUUCUUCUGGCUGGCACCAAAUUCAGAGUAUGUGGUGCCGCCAGGGAACAAUGGCUCCUUAAAGAUGUUCCCCAACGGUAGUCUGGAGAUUGUGGCAGCACGUGAGGAGGAUUCCGGAAUCUACCUGUGCAUGGCUCAAGACCAGGAUCACAACGAGACUCGGGAGGUUAAGGUGACUGUGCUGCGCCAUGAGGGCGAGGCCCAUGAGCAUUUCAACACGGGUUUCACCACGCUGCUGGGCUGCGUGGUCAGCCUGCUGCUGGUCCUCAUGUAUCUGUAUCUGACGCCAUGCCGCUGCCCCAAGCACCGCCCCCCGACCACCGUCACUCUGAGUCGAGGCAAGGAGGCAAGGCCGGGGAGUGCCCAGUCCUCCAUCCUGACACCAACCCCGCCGCUGACCACCGAGGGUCCGGGUCGAAAGGUUAGUACCAACAAGCAUGUGGUGUUUCUGGAGCCAAUCAGAGAGCAGCAGAAUGGCAGACUGAGGGCGGGGCCGGGGCUCCUGCUGGGGGUGGAGCCACAGCAGAGAGCUGGGGAGACGGACUCCUACGUGUCCGUCUUCUCUGACACGCCCAUCUUGUUGCCAUAGUAACACUAAGACACAUGGACUGGCACUGUGUUUACCCACUCCCCCACUGCAGACCUGAGCACAACACCCCCAACCCUCCCCAUUCCAAGUGCAAUUCUCAAUCCAGAAUCCUACUGAGCCCCAGAACCAGUGCACUGUGAUGGGU